This is a messenger RNA of Lindgomyces ingoldianus, 808 nucleotides long. Its product is annotated as 3-oxoacyl-reductase. NCBI's taxonomy places the organism in Eukaryota, Fungi, Ascomycota, Dothideomycetes, Pleosporales, Lindgomycetaceae. The coding region runs from base 41 to 808 and encodes 255 amino acids. The transcript has 3 exons. The record is from RefSeq and is a predicted model, not a curated record. Gene Ontology annotation, molecular function: oxidoreductase activity.
GUCAACAUCAGAUUCACUCAAUUACCUUCCCUCCUUUAACAUGAGCGCGCCAGUUCUGUUUGGUCAAAUUGCCCUCGUAACAGGCGCAACUGGCGGCAUCGGAAAAGCUAUAUGUCGAGCUCUUGCAUCUCACGGGUCCUCGAUUGUGAUCCAUUACUAUUCCGAUGAAGAAGAAGCUAGGAGCUUGGCAAGAGAGUUGGAGGCUGAAUACCAAGGAAAGCUUGGGAUCAAUGUGUUAUGCGCGAGAGCAGAUAUGGGCGACUAUAACGAAGUACGAAAACUACACGCUUACUUGGUUGAGAAUCUGGGCUAUCCGACAAUCCCAAUCAAUAAUGCUAGAACAAACGGAGGCUAUUCGGGCAUAGUGUCUAUCGACCAAGUCCAUAUGGAAGACUUCGAACGCACGUGGCGUAUCAACUGCGGCUCAGCUUAUCUUCUCACUCAGCUUUGUAUGCCAGCUAUGGAGAGCGAGGGGUGGGGACGAAUCAUCUUUAUCAGUAGUGUAGCGGGAUUCACUGGAGGCGUCGUAGGUCCGCAUUAUGCAUCUUCGAAAUCAGCACUCCACGGCCUGGUACACUGGCUCGCGCAAGCCUAUGCAAAGAAGGGGAUUACAGUGAAUGGAGUCGCGCCAGCACUGAUUGAGAGGACUAAGAUGUUGCCAGGGAGUACCAAAGUUCUUGCGAGCAAAAUACCUCUUGGCAGAUUGGGCGCACCCGAGGAAGUCGCCGAGACUGUGAUCUGGAUGGUUAAGACACCCUACGUGACGAACAAAGUCAUUGGAGUGGAUGGUGGCAUGUUUCCACAAUAA